CUUUGCGUAGACGAGUUGAAUUUUACGUCAGCUACAGUUAUUGCCAAUCUUCACAUCAAUUAGUUGUAUAAGCAAGGUGUCGCUGACAAUGCAGCUCAGCCGGUGCACUCUUCGCGCUCCCAAGCGGGGUGCUUUCGGGCACCGCCGACCAGCCCGAUCCACCCGCUGUGUUGUAGUUGCUUCAACACGACAAGAUGUCCUGUUGAGGAGCUUGUCGGAAGCAGCGGAGGUGUCUGUUAUGGUGGUUGACGGCACGCAGUUCGUUGCGGAGGCCCAGCGCCGCCACCGCCUGGCCCCCACCGCCACCGGGGUGCUGGGUCGGGCGCUGCUGGGCGCCAUGAUGAUGGGCGCCUUCCGCAAGGAGGAGGAGCAGGUGCAGGUUGUGUUUCAGGGUGACGGACCCGCCGGGUCGGUGCUGGCCAUUGCGGACACCCGGGGCAACGUGCGGGGCAAGAUUGACAACCCAGCAGUGGACCCCCCACUCCGGCCCGACGGAAAGCUGGACGUGGGCGCUGCGGUGGGGAAAGGUGUUCUGGCGGUGGUUCGCAGCCACCCUCUGCAGCCGCAGCCGUACACGGGGCUGGUGCCCAUCGUGUCGGGGGAGGUGGCGGAGGACCUGGCUAGCUACCUGGUGGACAGCGAGCAGACCAACUCCGCCCUGGGCCUGGGGGUGUCGCUGGACCGGGAGUGCCGCGUGAAGAGCGCCGGGGGCUGGAUGAUCCAGGUGCUGCCCUUCUGCAGCGAGGAGACGUUGGCGCGUGUGGAGGCUAACCUGCAGGCUCUGCCGCCCAUCUCCACCCUGCUCAACGAGGGCAGCAGUGCAGCGGACAUCACCGCCCGCAUACUGGAGGGGCUGGGGGUGGCGCCGGACGCGGAGAGCAUCGUACCCACGUACGGUCCCUGCGAUGAGGAGACCAUCAAGGGGCGCAUGCUGCGGGUGCUUGCCUCGUUAGGCAAGGAGGAGGUGGCCGACAUCAUCCGAACGGAGGGGAAGCUAGAGGUCACCUGCGACCUGUGCGCGCAGACCUACCUCUUCGCGCAGCAAGAGGUGGACAGCUACAUCGACUCGGGCCGGGACACUGCCUCGGACUUCUUCCCAGAGGAUGAUUGCAACGAUGAUGAUGAAGAGGAGGUGGCGGAGGGGCAACCGGCGGAGGCGGCUGCGGUGGCGGAGUAGACAGGGGAGGUGGCAGUAGUGGCCCGCCGGCAGUGCGUGUGUGUUGAGAAAACAGUUUUGACGUGACGUGCGACGUGACAUGUAGUCGUGUGAUGCGGUCAAAUUUAUUUACCGGUAUUAAAAGGUGUACUUAUUGACGUCUUGGACGACACAACAAAGGCAACCAACACGCUAUAACCGGCAUGACCGGGGUUUCCUCCUGCGUUGCUCAAUCAAAUGCAUCCAGCGGUGAAACACGCUAGGGGUGUUAGAUACGUUUAACAGCUGUGCCGCUGCUUGAGGAGAGGGCAGCAGCAGCAGCAGCUAGGGAUGGGCUGCCGGUAGUUAGUACGAGUUAGUCGCGCUGUACGACACAGGGCGGCCCAUUGCCGUACGAACAACCAACCUAACGGGUGCUUGCCCCCGCAUAACACACACAAGUCCUUAUCAUCCUGCUUCAACAUUCGCGUAUAUAGUCCGACCAUGCACACACUACGGAUACGGAUAACUACUACACUACUACACUUGGACGGCUACAUCUAAUGGCACUUGACACGUAACGGUAUUGUAACGGUCAAUCAUUCA
This is a messenger RNA of Astrephomene gubernaculifera, 1741 nucleotides long. The record is from the annotation of a GenBank genome assembly. Lineage: Eukaryota; Viridiplantae; Chlorophyta; Chlorophyceae; Chlamydomonadales; Astrephomenaceae.